Messenger RNA from Leopardus geoffroyi (Geoffroy's cat), 2634 nucleotides. RefSeq names its product NIMA related kinase 6 (gene NEK6). Gene Ontology annotation, molecular function: protein kinase activity; ATP binding. The transcript is spliced from 10 exons. The coding region runs from base 193 to 1134 and encodes 313 amino acids. The record is from RefSeq and is a predicted model, not a curated record. Gene Ontology annotation, biological process: protein phosphorylation. NCBI's taxonomy places the organism in Eukaryota, Metazoa, Chordata, Mammalia, Carnivora, Felidae.
GGAGGGGCGGGAGCGCGCGCGGGCCCGCGCAGGCGGCGGCGGAACCGAGCGGACGGGCGUGCGGCCGCGGCGCCGCCGACUCGUGUGGGACCCUCCGCUCCGGCCGGCCGCCCGCCGGGCCGCGCGCCGCUCUUCCCGCCGGCAGCCGAGCCGCCCGCGCGCCGCCUGUGCCUUGUGAGGCUGGCAUGCAGGAUGGCUGGACAGCCCAGCCACAUGCCCCACGGAGGGAGCCCGAACAACCUCUGCCACACGCCGGGGCCCGCACACCCUCCUGACCCACAGAGGCACCCGAACACCCUGUCUUUUCGCUGCUCGCUGGCAGACUUCCAGAUCGAGAAGAAGAUAGGCCGAGGACAGUUCAGCGAGGUGUACAAGGCCACCUGCCUGCUGGACAGGAAGACGGUGGCUCUAAAGAAAGUGCAGAUAUUUGAGAUGAUGGACGCCAAAGCCAGGCAGGACUGCGUCAAGGAGAUUGGCCUCCUAAAGCAACUAAACCAUCCCAACAUCAUCAAGUAUUUGGACUCGUUUAUUGAGGACAACGAGCUGAACAUUGUGCUGGAGCUGGCCGAUGCGGGUGACCUCUCGCAGAUGAUCAAGUACUUUAAGAAGCAGAAGCGGCUCAUCCCCGAGAGGACGGUGUGGAAGUACUUCGCACAGCUGUGCAGCGCCGUGGAACACAUGCACUCUCGCCGGGUGAUGCACCGAGACAUCAAGCCUGCCAACGUGUUCAUCACGGCCACGGGCGUCGUGAAGCUUGGUGACCUCGGCCUGGGUCGCUUCUUCAGCUCCGAGACCACCGCAGCCCACUCCCUAGUGGGGACGCCGUACUACAUGUCACCGGAGAGGAUCCACGAGAAUGGCUACAACUUCAAGUCCGACAUCUGGUCUCUGGGCUGUUUGCUGUAUGAGAUGGCAGCUCUCCAGAGCCCCUUCUAUGGAGAUAAAAUGAAUCUCUUCUCCCUCUGCCAGAAGAUCGAGCAAUGUGACUACCCACCUCUCCCUGGAGAACAUUACUCUGAGAAGUUGCGAGAACUGGUCAGUAUGUGCAUCUACCCCGACCCCAACCAGAGACCGGACAUCGGAUAUGUGCACCAGGUUGCCAAACAGAUGCACGUGUGGACUUCAAGCACCUGAACGUGGACGCGGCGUGCCUUAUCAGAGCCGCACCACUUUGCCUUACUUGAGUCUUCUCUCCAAAGUGGCCGCCUGGUAGCCUAGAUCAACUAAGACAAGAGGGUUCAGCGGGUUCCCCGAGGGGGCCGGGCUUUACAGCAGAUGCCGAAUGCAGAGCAGCUGGGGGGAGGGGCACUGGUCACACGUUAACUGGUGGUCAAAUUCGAAAGUCCUUUCUUUAAACUUUUGUGGACAAUCUCAGCUGGGUUGUUACCAAGGGUGAGUGGUUGGGUGAGCCACUGACGCGCCCCAUGUGUCUGGACUGUAAUGUGAAUCUUGAGGAUAAUUCCUUCAGUGACCUGUCAAGGUUUGUAAGAACAGGGGGGUUGCAGGAGACCGUGUGAUUUGUAGUGAGCCUUUCAAAAUGGUUAGUAGCAAGUUCGGUUUAGCUCUUAGAAUCUUUUUUAAAAAUUCAAGCUAUGUGCUUGCUCUGUUGUAAAAGGAUAAGGUGGAAAUAAUUUUUUUUUAAGCAGAGUGAUUUUCCUAAUAUUUUAUCUAUGUUUAUAACUCGAUGAAUGACGAUGAGGAGAACUCAGCAUCUGGCACAGAGCUUCAGAAGGCAAAUAAUAUUGGGAAGCCACAUGUGCCUUCCAUGCAGUCCGGCUCAGCUGCCUUCUCCUGAACACCUGCCACGUAGCAGGCACUUCCGUCACCUGCUUCAGUGCUGGCAGGUCACUUAACAAUCAGUGUUAAGCGUUGUCCUCUGUGGGAAGGAAGCAUGGGGUCCAAAAAAAAAAAAAAAAAAAAAAACAAAUAUAAAACAUGCCCUUGGGCUGUUCUCUGUGCAAGUUCUGGUUCUGCAACUUCCUGCCGCGACCCUGGGCAUCUUCCUUAGCCUGAGCCUUAAUUUCUUCAUCUGUAAACUGGGACUAAGACUAUCUACCUUCAGCGUUGCUGACAGAAUUUGAAAUAAAAUCUGCAAGUUACCUAGCAUCAUCGCCUUGCAGACGAUCCCAAAAUGGUUGCCACUCCCCCCUUCACAAAACUGACCCAUGGACCACGUAAGUCAAGAGUUAACAUACAGCUGUAUUAUGCGUAGGAAACCAGAACUAUGUUCAUUUAUUUGUUCCCAAAUAGGAUUAACUGUGAAGACUAAUUUAUAAAUGUGAACUUAAGGAAAACUCAAGCUCUGAAGGAAAUCGUUUGCUUAUACUCAAGUUAAUCCUCAAAUGGUCUAAGUUGUCACCCGCUGACUUGGUGACAGUUCAGCCCUCCAGCUAGAUAGAGACAUGCCCGCCCGCUCUGUUAGCGUUCUGGUCAGGUGGUCCGCUUGCAGCCAACUUGCUGACCAGGGGCCCAGGCCUCCCUGGGGAUAAAGGACUUGGGCUGGGCCACUGCUCUGUUUCCAUGUGUGAACUCUGUUCUACUGUAACACUGUCGGGUUUGAGACAUUUUCUUCAGAUGCAGCCUUUGCUUUGUACUUGUUCUCCAUGUUUGAAAUAAAAUGGGGUAAGAGGGGUC